This is a messenger RNA of Lactuca virosa, 540 nucleotides long. The record is from the annotation of a GenBank genome assembly. Lineage: Eukaryota; Viridiplantae; Streptophyta; Magnoliopsida; Asterales; Asteraceae.
AUGUCUGGUUGCCCAAACCUUGAUGUUCUUGGAUGGGUUCAAUGCUUGGAUUCAGUUUCAUCAUUUUCUUUUUUGGAUGAUAUGGAUGUCUCAAAUUGCAAUCUCUUUGACAAUUGUUUCCCAAAUGACUGGAGUAGUCUGGUUUCGCUCUGGUCUUUGAAUAUAGAUGGCAACAAUGUAACUUCUUUACCAAAAUGUAUUCAAACCCUACCUAGAAUUACAAGGCUUCAUGCUAGGGAUUGCUCAAAAAUCAAAUCAGUUAUAGGUCUCCCGAAAACCAUCAAUGUAUUGUAUAUCAGCAACAAUAAGUCCUUGGAAAAAGUACAGCCUGGACAGAAUUCAAGUAUCGUACUGUACUGCCCCAACUGCCCAAAAUUGUGUGACAUGGAGGGUCGUUAUAUGGUUCAAUCAAUAGACAAAGUUGAGACAAAAAUCAUACGAUAUCUGGGGUUGACAUUAGAUCCUUGUGAAGGAAUGGCGUUGGGUCUUCAGGUGUUACAUGAGUUUGGUAUAUUCAGCACAUUUGUUCCAGAAAAAUAA